Molecule: messenger RNA, 2019 nt
Organism: Microcebus murinus (gray mouse lemur)
Lineage: Eukaryota; Metazoa; Chordata; Mammalia; Primates; Cheirogaleidae
Source: RefSeq, a predicted model, not a curated record
GUUUUCCCAUAUUGAAAUGUGAGCAUGCCCCGAAGACAGGGAUUGUUCUUUGUCCUGUUCACUGUGGGUCCGCAGCCCCUAGACCAGCGCCUAGCACACAGGAGAGCCACCUCCGAGAAGCACAGCUCUCCAACCUGAGCCUACACCCCUUUAUUAAGCCUGAGGACUGACAGUCUGUUUUCCGCCCUUGGCUAUUACAAUGGACUCGUUCCAACUGCAGAACUAGGUGCACUGACAAUUUUAAUAAAUGUUGCCAAUUUCCCUCCAAAGAGACGACCCAAUCCAGCAGAAAGACAACUACUGUCAAUCGCCCCUCCAGAGCUGGAGAAGGGACGGGGCGGGAGGGGAUGAAGGUGCCCAUUUUGCAGACGAGGACACCGAGGCCCGGAGAGAUCCCUCCUCCAGGAUCUGUGCGCACGGACCCCGUGGAAGGCACGCUGUGUCACUGCCCUCGGCUUGCACGUCCACAACACCCCAGUCCAAGCCACCGGCCUGGCCAACCCGGGCCCCGCCCCCUCACGGAGCGCGCCGCGCAGGCCCCGCCCCCUUUCUCGCGAGAGCCGGGAGGCGGAAAAUGGCGCCGACGUGAGCGCGAGCCCGCAUCUCCGAGAGGGUACUCUCCGCCUCGAUCGGAGCCGCCGGAGCCACCGGAACAAGAGGCCGAGCUGAGUGGAGGAUGGAGGAGGAACCCUCGGGGCCCAGCCCGGAAAUGCUGGCCACCGAAGAGCCCAACUCCAGUGAGACGGACAAGGAGGUGUUGUCCCCAGUUGUGGCUGCUGUAGCCACCUCCUGCUCCAUGGCAGAGGAGUCAGGCCCCGACCAGGCAGCCACAUCCCCAGCGUGGGACCGUGGGGGGCCUGGAGGGACACAGCAGGGUGCCUCCCCAGCCCCAGACACCUGCCAGCCUGGCCCUGGACCCAGCCCUGGUGCCACCAGCACAGCAUCUGCGACCAGCGAGGACCUGCGGCCUCCCAGACGGCGCCCACCACCAGGAAAGCAAAUACCUUGCUCCAGCCCUGGCUGCUGCCUCAGUUUCCCCAGUGUUCGUGACCUAGCACAGCAUCUGCGAACCCACUGCCCGCCCACACAGUCCCUGGAAGGCAAGCUCUUCCGCUGCUCAGCCCUGAGCUGCACGGAGACCUUCCCCAGCAUGCAGGACCUGGUGGCGCAUGGCAAGCUGCAUUACAAGCCCAACCGCUACUUCAAGUGUGAGAACUGCCUCCUGCGCUUCCGCACGCACCGCUCUCUCUUCAAACAUCUGCAUGUUUGCGCGGAGCAUGCGCAGAGCCCAGCCCCGCCGCCACCCCCAGCCCUGGAAAAGGAGCCACCUGCGCCUGAGCGCCCCCCGGAGUCCGACCCUGCGUCGGCGGCGCAGGGCCUGCAGUUCCCGCUGCUCGAGCCCUUCACGACCCCUGCCCCUGCCCCCGCGCCCACUGGGCCCUUCCUGCCUUAUUUGAACCCCACGCCCUUUGGCCUAAGCCCCCCACGCCUGCGCCACUUCCUGGCCACCUCUCCCGGGCCGCCGGCCUCCAGCGCCGCCGUCUGGAAAAAGAGCCAAGGUGCUGGAAGCAGCCCUCGAAGACCCCAGGGCGGCUCCGAUGCGCCCUCAGGGCACGCGGCCCCGAGCCGCAUCGUGUGGGAGCACACGCGCGGCCGCUACUCGUGCAUGCAGUGCGCCUUCUCCACGGCCUCGCGGCCCGCCAUGACGCUGCACCUGGAGGACCACCGCCCCGGCGGCCCCGCCGCCCCGCCGCCGCGCCCCGACACCCCGGCGGGUAAGGCCGAGGAGCCCGCGGGUGGACGGGGCGGGGGUCCAGAGGCGAGACUCAGGCGCCCCCCUCUUCUGCCCCACUCAGAACCGGCCCCGCUCGCACCCAAGGUGUCGCCGCUGCUGUAAAGGGGGAGCUUCCAGCUUUCUCGCCACUCUGAACUCCGCUGCGUUGGAGUGGGCCGUGGGGCGUGGGUAGCUUGUAACUCGGGGGAGGGCGGGGACAAUAAAGGAGGCGCCAUGAGCCGGCC